AUAUAAACUCACAAUUUUUAUAUCUCUAAGUUUCUUUGAAAAGAUACAGUUUUCUUAAAGAUAUCAGACAUUAGUACUGCAUCACAGAACACCAUACCAGCCAAUGUCAAAAUGUCGACUUUUAGAAGAUAAAAAUGGAAAGGAUUAUUAAUUAUGUUUGGAUAAUGCUAUUUGGAUUAAAAACACAGUUAAUUGGAUGAAUAGCAUUUAACAAAAUAAGCUAGAAAAGGGGAUGAUUGUUUGAGUUAGUGGUGUUGCGUGAAUGGCGUGCAUGGCGUGCAUGGCCUAGAAAUGUAGAGGAAGGAGAAACGUGCAGACUGCGCACGUACCGGGAAAAGGCUCCGGCUAACUUACGCCCCAUCACUGAAGGGGAAGAAGGAGAAGAAGAGAGAUGGGCGAUCUAUUUGCUUGGCUCAUCUCCUUCUUCCUCCUCAUUGCCUUGCUUGUCCUCGUCACUUACCAGUUAAUGUGCCUAGCAGACCUGGAAUUUGAUUAUAUAAAUCCUUAUGACUCCUCUUCUCGAAUAAAUGUGCUGGUUUUGCCUGAGUUUGCUACGCAAGCUGCCCUAUGCUUCUUCUACCUUGUUACUCAGCAUUGGAUAAUGGCACUCUUCUGCGCUCCUUAUCUUUUCUUCAACAUUCGAUUGUACAGACGAAGAAGGCAUUUGAUUGAUGUAACUGAGAUAUUCAACCAGCUCCACUGGGAAAAGAAGCAACGGCUAGUCAAAUUCUUCUACCUUGUCUUUACCCUUUUCCUCUCAGUAUUUUGGAUGAUUUACUCAUCACUGGAGUAGCAGUUAUAGUUGAUUGCUUGAAUUAUUUGGUUCUGCAAACUCCCAGAAGCUUGCGGUAGAGAACAGUUAAUUACUUCUCACACUGUAAUGAUGAACUUUAGAGGUGAGGUUGCUGGUCUGUGUUGAUUGUUUGUUGGUACUCAUAAAAAGUGGUAAAGAAUAAUAUUUUAGCUUAAAUGAUUACCAAAAUGAAGUUAAAAAAACACUGAAAUGUGUUUUUGUUUCCUUUUAUCUCAGAAAAAAUAACAAAAAUAGUUUUAAGAAAACAGUUCUGAAAUAUAAAUUCAUCCACCAAGUCCAGGGAAUUUCUGUUUCCAUUGAAUAUGUUAAUGUUCAUUGUAAUCUCAUUUGAAAACAUGUUGGUUUUGACACUUGCAUGAGCAGGCACAUAUCGGUUCAAGAUUCUUCCCAGAAGCAGCCAAUAAUAAUCUUUUGGACGACAAUUAAAUAAAACAAUGUAAUCAAAGACAAUGCAGUGUGCAACUUGGAUCGUAACGUUUAACGAACAAACAUUGUUGGCUAGCUGAAAAUACGAGCCUAAUUUAUUUGUGCAACUUGGUGACUUGUCAUUAUCGUAUAUCAGAUUAUCAGGUCACUCAUAUGAAAAGGAAAACAACAUCUGUUACUGACAUCAUUUUCUUUUCCUUUCUAACUGUUAUUUCCUUGGCUUUGCAUCAUUGUUCAUACUCCAAAUAUAAGCUUUCGGCAAAUGCAACGACACCAAUCUCUUCAAAAGGGUAA
Messenger RNA from Vigna radiata var. radiata (mung bean), 1534 nucleotides. RefSeq names its product protein cornichon homolog 4-like. Gene Ontology annotation, biological process: vesicle-mediated transport. NCBI's taxonomy places the organism in Eukaryota, Viridiplantae, Streptophyta, Magnoliopsida, Fabales, Fabaceae. The coding region runs from base 392 to 793 and encodes 133 amino acids. The transcript is spliced from 4 exons. The record is from RefSeq and is a predicted model, not a curated record.